AAAUUAUGUCAUAGAUUUUUCAAUCAAUAAAAUCAAACUUAAAUAAUUGACCCCUCAUAAUUGCAAAACUCAAAGGUCUGCUCAUGGAAUGCAAGAAUUGUAACCCUAGACAAAACUUUAAUAAUUGAGUACUCCAUCUUGCAGUAUAUAUUGGAAAUUUGCCACAAACCAAAAUCAAUUUGUUUUUUAUCAAGAGUUAUUAGAAAAGUUACCAUAUGGGUUCCAACAAGUUUUUGGUCUCAUUGGUCGUUGUUUCCAUACUAUUGCUACACUUGACUGCUGAAGGGAGCCUCUUUGACUAUUUGAAAGAUAAAGCUUGUAAAAUGGCUGUGGAUUGUGGAAAAGGAAAGUGUGUCGUUAGGUCAAACCACAAACAUCCAUUUAAGUUCGUCUGUAAAUGUGAACCUGGUUGGAAGCAAAUCAAAGCGGGUCCAAAACAUAUGUUCCUUCCAAAAGCAUGUGUCAUCCCUGAAUCUGAAUGUUCUUUCUACACUGAGCUCAACCCAGGCCAAGAAGCAUGCAUAUGAUCGUUAUGUGGUAGGUGUCUAUCAGCGUGGUGAUGCUACAGGAGAAAAACUAAUACAAUCUGAGAUGGCUUCACACAUUGCUUAGUCUAAAAAAUGAUGAACUUCUCUAUAUUUUAUUGUUUUCUAUAUAUAUAUACAGUUUCAUCUUACCGUACUACUUCAGUUUUAAAUAUAAGCAAACAAACUUUUAUAUGCAAUGUAAGCCAAUUUGUAAGAAUGCGAUGAAUUUCUCUUAUUUUGUGA
Molecule: messenger RNA, 770 nt
Organism: Medicago truncatula (barrel medic)
Lineage: Eukaryota; Viridiplantae; Streptophyta; Magnoliopsida; Fabales; Fabaceae
Exons: 3
Coding region: 216-527 (103 amino acids)
Source: RefSeq, a predicted model, not a curated record